Messenger RNA from Humulus lupulus (European hop), 4270 nucleotides. Its product is annotated as histone-lysine N-methyltransferase ATX5-like. Gene Ontology annotation, molecular function: protein binding. Gene Ontology annotation, biological process: regulation of transcription by RNA polymerase II. The record is from RefSeq and is a predicted model, not a curated record. The transcript is spliced from 23 exons. The coding region runs from base 789 to 4037 and encodes 1082 amino acids. NCBI's taxonomy places the organism in Eukaryota, Viridiplantae, Streptophyta, Magnoliopsida, Rosales, Cannabaceae.
UGACAUUAACAUAACCAGAAAACCGAAUGUGAUGACCAGAGCGGGACUGACUGAAGAUUUGUGCCACAAACACGUAACUCGCAAGUUAUAGCGUCUCUCUCUCCUCUCUCUCUCUCACAUCAAAUAUUUACGCUUUUACAAAGAUAACGCCGAGAGACCCUUCUCUCUCUCUACUUUCUCUCUCUUAAUCUCUGUCACCACUCACCCGCCCUAUACAAACCCUCUUUCCAUUUUUUCUUCAUCUUCUUCUUCAUCUUCUCUCUAAAGAAAAAAACUAAAAAAUUUCCAUUCCGAACUUUUCUUAAUUAAAUUGCAGUUUGUGUCUCACUCUUUCUUUCUUUCUUUCUUUUCAUCUCUGUUUAUUUAUAUCUGUUGUUUGAAGUAGUUUGGAAAAGAAAGGAAGGGACUUGAUUGAAGAGAGAUCCCUAUUUUCUUUUUUCAACUCGUCUUCUGUAAAUUCGAUCAAAUUUUCUGGGGCAUUCUUCUGUUUCUGCUCAAUUUCCUUUCUUUGUCGGAGUUUUCCAUCUGGGUGUGUGGAACUCUCCGUGUUCACUGUUGUUUUUGUCGUCUUCUCAAUUGGCCCCUGUUUCUCGUAAUCUCUGUGAAAUUAGGGUUUAUGGGUGUUUUGUGAAUUGGGGGUUCGACGAAGAAAUCGUACAGGGUUAUGGUGUGUGUUAUUAUGUGAAAGUGGGGGUUUGGUUGAAUCGUUGUUCGUUUGGAUUCGAGCGAGGGAGGAUUCGUGGAGUGGGGUUGGUUCGUUUGUUCUUUGGUUUUCCGAUUUUGCAGCCAUGAUUAUCAAGCGGAAUUUGAAAUCCCAAAUGCCGCGUCUGAAACGGUGUAAACCGGUUGAGUCAGCGGGUGAAGACGACGAGAACUCGGUUAGGAAGAAGAGGAAAACCAAUGGGUAUUAUCCUCUUAAUCUGCUGGGCGAGGUUGCUGCGGGUAUCAUUCCCGUGAGCUUUCAUGGCUUACUCAGCUCUGUUGCAGCUGCGAAGGACUUCUCUGCUUCGUGGUGUACCGAAGCCUCGUGCUCGCCCGAGGAGGAGGAGUUGAAGUCAAAGGCUCGAGAUUCAGUGACGGGGAGGAUUAACGGGAAGGUGGAGGUUCCAAGGCCACCACUUGUUAGAACUUCAAGGGGUCGAGUUCAGGUUCUUCCUUCUCGUUUUAAUGAUUCUGUAAUUGAAGAUUGGAGAAAAGACAGUAAGUCUAGUGUGCGUGAUAAUGGAUUAGAUGAUGAGAUCGAUUGUAAAAAGGAGAAUUUUAGCAUGAGAACCACGAAAACUUGUAGUAUUAAUGUGAAAAAGACUAAAACUAUAGAGAGGAAUGGAUAUAAGUCUGUUAAGUAUUCUACAUUGUGUGAAGAUGAGGAUGGAGUAGAGGAGAGAUUGACUGGUGUUAAGAAUUUUGAAUUUAGAAAGUAUUCAAGUUCCAGGAAUUCACUUACCUCGGUUCAUGAACGACUGGUUGAGAAUGACAGGUGUCCAAUUGAAGAAAUUGAGCGAAAACCUUAUCUGGUGGGGAAGAGUGGGAGGAGUGAUGGGUUGUAUGGACCUGAAGACUUUUAUUCAGGCGAUAUAGUAUGGGCAAAGCCAGGGAGGAAGGAGCCCUUUUGGCCUGCCAUUGUCAUUGACCCAAUGUCACAAGCACCUGAAUUAGUUUUGAGGGCUUGCAUACCUUAUGCCGCGUGUGUGAUGUUCUUUGGGUAUUCAGGGAAUGAAAAUCAACGGGAUUAUGCUUGGGUUAGGAGGGGGAACAUCUUUCCAUUUAUGGAUCACGUUGACAGGUUUCAGGGUCAAUCUGAAUUAAGUAAAUGUGUGCCCUGUGAUUUCCAAAUGGCAAUCGAAGAGGCGUUUUUGGCAGAACAAGGAUUCACAGAGAAACUUAUUGCCGAUAUAAACAUGGCGGCUGGAAAUGUAACUUAUGAUGUAUCUAUCAUUAGGGGAGUUCUAGAAGAUACUGGUUCUAACCAGGAUCCUCUUGGUCACUUUCGGAACCAGAAUAUGUUUUUAAAGAAAAAAGACACACAACCUUGUGAAGGCUGUGGCUUGAGCCUUCCUCUCAAGAUGACCAAGAAGAUGAAUCCCUCAACUCCAUCAGACCAUGUUUUAUGCAAAUCAUGUGCAAGGUUAACAAAAUCAAAUCAUUAUUGUGGCAUAUGUAAAAAGAUCUGGAACCAUUCAGACAGUGGAAGUUGGGUUCGUUGUGAUGGUUGUAAAGUGUGGGUGCACGCCGAGUGCGACAAAAUUUCCAGCAACCUCUUCAAGAAUUUGGGGGGCACUGAUUAUUACUGCCCAACUUGCAAAGCGAAGUUUAAUUUCGAAUUGUCAGAUUCAGAAAAGGGAUCACAACCAAAAGUCAACAGAUGGAACAAAAGUAAUGAUCAAUUGGUGCUUCCUAACAAAGUCACAGUUCUCUGCAAUGGUGUAGAAGGAACAUAUUUUCCAAGCCUGCACUUAGUUGUUUGCAAAUGUGGAUUCUGUGGCUCUGAAAAGCAAGCACUUAGUGAAUGGGAGCGACACACUGGUUCUAAAGCAAGAAACUGGAAGACAAGUGUUAGGGUGAAAGGUUCUAUGUUGCCUCUCGAACAAUGGAUGCUUCAGUUGGCAGAGUAUCAUGCGAGUGCUCUUGUGUCUGUCAAGCCUAAAAAGCCUUCUAUGAAAGAGCGAAAACAGAAGUUGCUUGCCUUUUUGCAGGAAAAGUAUGAACCUGUCCAUGCUAAAUGGACCACAGAGCGAUGUGCUGUAUGUAGAUGGGUUGAAGAUUGGGAUUACAAUAAAAUUAUCAUAUGCAACAGAUGCCAAAUAGCUGUUCAUCAAGAAUGCUAUGGAGCACGAAAUGUUCGAGAUUUUACUUCGUGGGUUUGCAAAGCAUGUGAAACACCUGAAGUCAAGAGAGAAUGUUGCCUCUGCCCUGUAAAAGGAGGUGCUCUAAAGCCAACAGAUGUUGAGACACUGUGGGUUCAUGUUACAUGUGCCUGGUUCAGGCCUGAAGUCUCUUUUGCAAGUGAUGAAAAGAUGGAACCUGCUCUUGGGAUAUUGAGUAUUCCAUCUAAUUCUUUUGUCAAGAUUUGUGUUAUUUGUAAGCAAAUUCAUGGUUCUUGCAUGCAAUGCUGCAAGUGUUCCACUUAUUACCAUGCAAUGUGCGCAUCAAGGGCAGGGUAUCGCAUGGAGCUGCACUGUUUGGAAAAGAAUGGCAGACAGAUUACAAAGAUGGUUUCUUAUUGUGCUUAUCACAGGGCUCCAAAUCCAGAUACCGUCUUAAUCAUACAGACUCCUGUAGGUGUUUUUUCAGCCAAAAGCCUUGUUCAAAAUAAAAAGAGGGCUGGUUCAAGAUUAAUUUCAUCCAAUAGAAGAAAACCAGAAGAGGUUCCAGCAACUGAAACUAUUGAGCCGGAGCCUUUAUCUGCUGCUAGAUGCCGGGUAUUCAAAAGAGUAAAUAACAACAAAAAGAGAACUGAAGAAGAAGCCGUUACCCACAAAGUUGGAGGACCUUCCCAUCAUUCUGUAGAAGCAAUCCGAAGUUUGAAUGCUUUUAUGGUUGUUGAGGAACCUAAAACUUUUUCCUCAUUCAGAGAACGGCUUUACCACCUACAGAGAACCGAAAAUGAUCGUGUUUGCUUUGGUAGAUCUGGCAUACAUGGAUGGGGACUCUUUGCACGUAGAAGGAUUCAAGAAGGAGAAAUGGUUCUUGAAUAUCGUGGAGAGCAGGUGAGGGGUAGUAUUGCAGAUCUUAGAGAGGCACGCUAUAGAUUGGAAGGCAAAGACUGCUAUCUAUUUAAGAUCAGUGAAGAAGUAGUAGUGGAUGCUACGGAUAAAGGCAACAUAGCACGCUUAAUCAAUCAUUCGUGCAUGCCCAAUUGCUACGCAAGGAUCAUGAGUGUUGGUGAUGAUGAAAGCCGGAUUGUGCUUAUUGCCAAGACUAACGUAGCUGCUGGCGAUGAGUUAACGUAUGAUUACUUGUUUGAUCCCGACGAACCAGAAGAAUUUAAAGUCCCUUGUCUAUGUAAAGCUCCGAACUGUCGACAAUUCAUGAAUUAGGAUAGAACACAUUGCACAGCCAUUGUUUCUCCGCAAGGAACACUAACCCAUUCCCUCUUUGGCGGGAUCUCACAGUUCUUACACCAAAAAGUUGUAAUUUUGUUGAGAAAAAGAAAGGAAAAAAGGUAGAGUGUAUUCUUUUUCUUUCUUCCAUAAUUUUCUUUGCACAACUAUUUCUGAGGUUAAUAAAAGCUAUAGAUUUGCCAGCUUUUUUUUGGCUCUUGGCAUUUGUA